Messenger RNA from Ahaetulla prasina, 2868 nucleotides. RefSeq names its product placental growth factor (gene PGF). The record is from RefSeq and is a predicted model, not a curated record. The transcript has 7 exons. Lineage: Eukaryota; Metazoa; Chordata; Lepidosauria; Squamata; Colubridae. Gene Ontology annotation, molecular function: chemoattractant activity; vascular endothelial growth factor receptor binding; growth factor activity. Gene Ontology annotation, cellular component: membrane. Gene Ontology annotation, biological process: positive regulation of protein phosphorylation; positive regulation of angiogenesis; positive regulation of endothelial cell proliferation. Bases 433 to 897 code for a protein of 154 amino acids.
GAGUCCUCUUACGACGCGUCCGCUAAGUCAGCCGAACGAUCCCGGCGGGCCACCGGAAACGCCCGCCAGAAAUCCCCGGGGCUGCAGCCUCAGGGCAGGGAGCGAGGGCGGAGUGCCAGGGGCCGUGGGAGGAGCAGGAAGGCGGCCAGCCUUCACAUGGCCCUGCCUGGGGCGACAGGAGCGACCCGCGCUCUCGCUCUCCCCAGUCGCUGCAGCCUCGGGCGGAGCGAGGCGAGCGGCGGGCUCUUGGAAGCGUCUCCUCGCUCGGCGCGCGGGAUUCGUACCUGAUUCAGAGACGCGGGAGGCUCCUUUUUCGCGGCAGCGGCGCGGAGGACCCGGGAAGCUCGACGCCUUGACUUCGCAAAGCCGGCAGGGAUAGAGUCUAUUUUGAUCGAUCGUGGAUGUCAGUCGUGGAAGGAGCUGGCGGCCGCGAUGCAACUUUUCCCAGGUUUCCUGGUAGCUCUUGCUCUGCAUGUGGUGGGCGCGCAGAAGAAAGAGGUGAUUCUUCAGAACAGCACAACUGAUAGAGCAGUGGUAUCCUUUUUUGAUGUUUGGAAUCGCAGCUCCUGCCAGCCCUUGGAGAAACUGGUCAGUGUUGUAUCAGAAUAUCCACAUGAAGUGGAGCACGUGUUCAAACCGUCCUGUGUUUCUUUGCGUCGCUGCUGUGGAUGUUGUAGAGAUGAGGCACUGCAAUGUGUCCCAGUGGAAAUGGCCAAUGUCACUAUGGAGCUCAAGAAGAUCAACCCAGAGAAUCAGUUGCCCUUCGUAGAGUUGUCAUUUACUGAACACAGGAAAUGUGAAUGCAGGCCCCGACAAGAUGCCCUGAAGUCAGGGAGGAGGAGGAGACUCAAGGGACGCAGCAAGAAGAAGCGGGCAAAGCAGAGACCCAAAAAUUGAUCUCUAUGUGUGCCAUUUGAUGAUAGUUGUUGCUUUCUCAGCCAAGGGCAGUGCCACAAUGCCUCUUUUUCAAUGCUAGAUCCUCUUCAACAUUCCUCUGCAAUUACAAUUUUGACUGAUGAAUUCAGGGGUCUGGUAACAGCUUGCUCACUUGAAGUGCCAGAGCAAAAAGGGAGGAGUAAAGACAACAUCCCAAUGAAAAUAUGUCAGGACAUUCUGAAGGAGAGGGUUUUUUUUAAAUAUAUAAUUGCAUCAGAGGACUGCCCCAGGAUCAAGUGAAGACCUGUUUAUCUCAGUCCAUUCCUUGUCUACACUGAGCUAAUAUUUCACUCUGAUUUCUGCAGAAUUGAGAGUUAAAUGGAAAUACAAGAAAACAGCAGCUGGUUUAUGUUUUAAAUAUUUGGAGUUUGGAGAACUGAAACUAUUAAGACAAAUUGACUACUUCCUCCUGGAUAUUUUCUGGAUAUUAUCUUUCAGUUGGGAACUGAGAAAUGAAAGGGAAGAAAAGUUUGAGCUACACUUUGCCAAUCCUUGUUUAAGUCUUGUUUUCCAACAGGAUUAAUACCUGGAGAAUACCUUCCUAUAAAAGAUGUCUAAAACAACAAAUUAACCUUGAUAAAUAAGAGCUAAAACUCCUUGUCAAAUAAUAUUGUAGAAGUCAGCAUUUUAGAAAUCAGAGCCCCAGGCAAGGAAAUAGGGAGAUCAGAGAACGUGGUUCCUGCUCAAGUUACUGCCAAUUUAGUGUACAUGUAGGCCUUUAUUCUCCUAGGAAAAUUAGUUCUGGAAUAUUCCCGCAAAAUACCCUAUUUUUUGGAGUAUAAGACGCUCCUAACUAUAAGGCGCACCUACCUUUUUUGGUGAGGAAAAUAAGAAAAAGAAAUCUGCCUCUGCCUCCCAGUAAUUUUGCCUCCUUGCAGCAAACAGCAAUCAGCCUGCUUUACUUUCAGAAUCAGUCCUAAAAGAAAAGUAAGUUCCAGUAAACUUUAAAAUGAUAGUUGAACUGAAUACAGAAAUAGCUCUUGUUUUAUCCUGAGAUAUAACUGCAUAUCCAAUAAAAAUAUCCUGUUUUCCCCAAAAUAAGACAUCUCCUGAUAAUAAGCCCAAUUGGGCUUUUGAGCGCAUGGCAAUAAGGCCAAAUGCUUAUUUCAGGGUUCAAAAAAUAAAUAAAUAAGACAGGGUCUUAUUUUCGGUACUAACCUUAAUAAAUAUGGUACUAACCUUAAUAAUUGCAAGAAAGUGUACAAGAUCAUUGCUAGAUUUUAAAUUGGGUUCUGUGGCCAAAUUAUGGAAAACAUUUUUAGAGACUGGCUAUCCAAAAAGCACAGAUAACAAAAAGAACAGAUAAAGACAGGUAUUAUGCCUAUCUUAUAUAAAUUUCCUGAGGUUUGAAUAAACCUGGAAGAGAAUUGUCACAUGUAUGUUAAGGAUGAUGGAAAUGGUGGGAAAUUGAGAUAUAAGUUUAUAAAAAGUAUAAUGGCAUACCUUUUUCAUGCAACUCUUGCAAUAAUUUGCUAUGAGAUAAUUUGCUAUGUGUGUGCCUGUCUGUGUAGUGUGAGUGAACUCAAACUGGAACAGGUGAAUGGGAAAUAGUAACUGUUGGUCAAGAAAGAACAAGCAAGCAUCAUUAUGUCUUCAUUAGUCCUGUAUCUACAGCUGUUACUGAUUCAUAUGAAAACAAGGUGGAAUUUUCCCAAGGCUCUACAUUUGUGAACUGUUACAUUCGACAACAUCCAUGAAAGGAAAGAGAACUAAAUAGACCAUUAAUUUAACACAAUGAAGUAUAUUGCUUCUUAUAUCAUAGUAACUUAAUGGCAAUAUAUUCUUGGUCCUGGAUUGAAAUAUUUUCUUUUGUGUAGUAAAAUAGCACAAGAUCCUGCUUUUUCAGUCAAUGCAGUGCAACAACAUUCCAAAUAAAUGAUUCUAAAUAAAAUCGCUUUAUAAUCAAAACCCAAAUGCAGAUUCUGAAAAUGU